This is a messenger RNA of Phalaenopsis equestris, 1680 nucleotides long. RefSeq lists its product as uncharacterized. The coding region runs from base 119 to 1618 and encodes 499 amino acids. NCBI's taxonomy places the organism in Eukaryota, Viridiplantae, Streptophyta, Magnoliopsida, Asparagales, Orchidaceae. The record is from RefSeq and is a predicted model, not a curated record. The transcript is spliced from 5 exons.
GCCACCUCUUCUCUGAUUUUCAGAUGUUGACCGCACGGCUUCUCUCCUCUCUGGUUUUUGUCUUGGACUCUCCGGCCAUUUUCACAGUACACUUGAGCGACUAGCGCUUCCGCGGCAGAUGAGCUUCAGAUCCUUCCUUCUGGAAUUCAACCACCCCCUCUUCUCCGCGAGGAAGAUCGCCGGCGAAGUCCAUACGGGAAGAACUUUCAGUACGUCUGACUUUACCGGCUGCGAGUUUUCUGGUAAGAGCGCUUAUGAGGUGUUGGGGAUAUCGGAGAAGUGCUCAUCCGCCGAGAUAAAGGCCUCCUUUCGGAAACUCGCGAAGGAGACACACCCGGACGUUUGUACUUCUUCCGAUGAAGUCGCUGCCUCCCUUCGGUUCCUCCAAAUCCUUGCUGCAUAUGAGAUUCUGUCAGAUUCUGAAACGAGGGUCCAUUAUGAUAUCUAUCUGUUUUCACAGAAGAAGAUAUUGCAGAAGAAAUCUGGGUACUCUUCAGCUAUGUACACAUAUAACUCUACUAUAGCAAUAUCAAAGCCGGAUGACGUAGUUGAAUGGUUAAGAUGGUACAAACAUUUACUCAAUGAUAUUAUUACCCAGAAAAAAGUUUCUACUGGUUCUGGUUAUUUAAAUAAACUCGAGAGUGAACUUUAUUCAGCAAUACAUUUUGCAUAUUAUGGCCCCAUUAUAGAAUCUAUGGAUCUUCUUCCUAGUAGUUUUGAAGCUGAAGAGAGGUCUUUGCGUGAAACUUCUGAGGUUCUGCAUUUGGUUUCAGGGAGAUAUCUUUUUGGAGUUAUUUAUACAGUUGAUAAUGUUCCUCAAUUGUCAGAUCUCCACUCAGAAAAAUUGGCUUCUUUUGAAUCUUCAGAAUGUGAACUUUUUCAAUAUUGUAGCAAGGAAAGUAUGGGUGAAGAUUUUCAGGAAACGGAAGUGCGACAAAGUAGAAAUUAUGCAACAGAUAUAUACAGAAAUCUGGAGUUGCAUAUUUCUGGAAAAUUAGUAGCUACAGCAACCAGAAGUCCUGCUCAAUGUAAAUCCAAGUGUGGCUCUAUGGAAGAUAAUGAAGACCGUAUAAAUGUUUUCCUUAAUCUGAAUGAUAAUAUCUAUAUCGAUAACCCAAGUCCCCAAGAUUUCAAGGUUCUCUUGGGAACAAUAACUGGUUUAGGAAGUAAUUCAGAAGAAGGAUUAUGCUCUGUUUAUGAUGGAAAUGGGCAGAAAACUCACGUGAUAGUAAAACAUCGAACAUUGCUGGUGAAGCACAUGCACUGGUUUCAAAUUGGUGAGGGCGAAGUUUCGGCAUAUGAAUGUCGAUGUACCAGAGCUCGCUUGCCCCCUAGCAAAUUCUGGCUUUUUGAACCUCGAUCUUCUACGCAUGACAUUGGUGGUUGGUAUGUUGAAACAUUUGGCCAAAACAGAAGGGGUAGGACGGUUCUUUCUAGAAGGCAUUGGGAUGGAGUCAAUGAACUUCCUGAAAAGAGACUCCAUCCAGCCGUAUAUUUAUUGACACUUGCAUACAGAACCCUAGAUCUGGAAGAUGAAAAAAGGAAAAAGAGAACUGUAAGAGAUUUUCUGGAACCAAAAAUGCAGAAUAUCCUUCGCUGGUGCAGAAGGUUUAUAUAAUGAAAGACAUUUGAAGCUCUGGUGAGUAUAUACUAGGAAGAAAAUUUCGCGUACGUUAUCCG